Molecule: messenger RNA, 1164 nt
Organism: Neoarius graeffei (lesser salmon catfish)
Lineage: Eukaryota; Metazoa; Chordata; Actinopteri; Siluriformes; Ariidae
Product: bone morphogenetic protein 2-like
Exons: 5
Coding region: 1-1164 (387 amino acids)
Biological process (GO): SMAD protein signal transduction
Cellular component (GO): extracellular region
Molecular function (GO): growth factor activity; cytokine activity
Source: RefSeq, a predicted model, not a curated record
AUGGCUUUGCUCAGAAGUCUUUAUCUCUUUGAGAUCCUUGCCUUGCAGCUGGUGUCACUUUUCAGUGUUUUCUCCGCGGGUGUUUCUGAAGGCCCAGAUGUGCGCGUAAUUCCAGAUGUAUCCAAGCAGCGCUCGUGGAAUGACGCGCUCAAGGUCCGAGAUGUUCGGCGUCAAAAUGUUGUAGCGCGCAAAAGUGCGCCUGGCUUUAUGUUGGAGCUGUAUGAGGAAAACAUGAGAAACCCUGCAGUCCUGCAAGGGAGCAUCGUGAGGAGCUUUGCAGCGCACUCCAGUGGAGCGUUUCACUUUUUUAACCUGACGUCAUUUGAUCACCGAGAGAAGAUCACCAAAGCGGAAUUCCGGUGGUUCCGGCGCGCGCACGCGCUUUCACCUGGACAUCACUUUCACAGAGUAUAUUUGUAUGAAGUGCUGGACAGCAGAGUGAAACUUGGGAGAGGAAACCUGAUCCUGUCUCGGUUACUGUCUGUGUACACUGAAGGAUGGGAAGUGUUUAACAUCACACAGAUGGUCACCAAGUGGAUUCUCAACAGCAGUACAAAUAACGGCAUCUUAGUUGUUUCAACUUUGACAUCGGGACAUUGGCUGGAGACAACCGUGAGAGAAACAGGCUAUAAGGAAAAUGAUGCCUAUUUGGUCAUCUACUCUGAUGAUGGUCGAAGAGGCUCUGGUAAAGAUGACCUUGGUCAAGGAGUUUCCACAACAACAACAACAACAUCAGGUCAGAACACUGACUCACCCUUAGAGUUCCUCGAGUACAAAAGCUCCCUCCAGGCUGCUGUGCGAAGACGCAGGAGUACACAUAAAAAGGCAGCUGAAAACAAGCAUGUGAUAAAUUGUCAAAGAACACCUCUCUAUGUGGACUUUGUAAAACUUGGUUGGUCCGGAUGGAUAAUAUCACCAAGUGGCUACAAUGCAUACCACUGCACCGGGUCCUGUUCAUUUCCACUCAGCGGAAGCUUCCAUGCAACUAACCAUGCCAUUGUGCAAUCCAUAGUAAACACGUUAAAACUGUCCAACAAAGUAGAAAGGCCAUGCUGUGUACCAGACAACCUUCAACCAAUAAGUCUGUUGUACUUUGAUGAUGAGGAAAAUGUUGUUCUCAAACAAUAUGACGACAUGGUGGCAGGCAGCUGUGGCUGCCACUAA